Molecule: messenger RNA, 2356 nt
Organism: Rhinolophus ferrumequinum (greater horseshoe bat)
Lineage: Eukaryota; Metazoa; Chordata; Mammalia; Chiroptera; Rhinolophidae
Gene: INCA1
Product: inhibitor of CDK, cyclin A1 interacting protein 1
Exons: 5
Coding region: 971-1735 (254 amino acids)
Biological process (GO): negative regulation of cyclin-dependent protein serine/threonine kinase activity; negative regulation of cell population proliferation
Cellular component (GO): cytoplasm
Molecular function (GO): cyclin-dependent protein serine/threonine kinase inhibitor activity; cyclin binding
Source: RefSeq, a predicted model, not a curated record
UUUUCAGUCAGCUUCAAUAAUUAUCAUUAUAUGGAUAAUCUUUUCAUCUGUAAACCCAUCCAGCCUCCUACUACUCAGAUUUUUGAAGUAAAUCUCAAACUGCAUAUCAUUACAUAUGAUCAUUUCAAAAGGAUUACUCACACUGCUCUGUGCAGAAUAGUUUGUAGGGGAUUAGAGUGGAAGCAGGAAGAGGAGGAGGAGUCCAUUGCAAUAGUCCCGGCAGGGGAAGAUGAGCUGGAAUGUGGUGGUGGGAGUGAAAUGGUGACGAGUGGUGAAAUUUGGGUAUAUUUUCGAUGGAGAACUGACAAGACUUGCUGAUAGAUUGCAUACGGGAGGUGACGGAAAAUGAGGCAUACCAGGUUUUUGGCUCUAACAACUGGGCCUUUCAGGGAGAUGGGGAAGGCUCGGGGGAUGUUAAGUGGGCAGUUGAACCUGUGAGUCUGGAGUCCAGGGGCAGAGCCAGGGCUGCGAAUAUAGAUUUGGGAGUCAUUAGCACAUUGGUGGUAUUUAAAAUCUUGGGCCUGAGUGAGAUCAGCUAAGGAAAGAUGGAGGUGGAGAAGAUAAAGGGCCCAGGUCUAAGCCCUAGGACACUCUCUUUCUAGAGAUCAGGAGAGAAGUCAUCGUUCAGUCUGAGGGCUUUGGAAGUGAUGAACACUGUUCUCAAACAGCCCUGCACAUCCCUUAGGAUAUGAGUCUUUCUGAGAUAGGGGAGACAAAGCAGGAGUAAGUAGAGGGUUCUGCUCCCCUGGAUCCUUGCAUUGACCAAAAGGAACGUGUCUGUCACAUCGGCUGAGUAGCUGGGGCCUUCCUCUUUAACAGCCAUGCAUGCUACAUAUGAUGUUCUCUGGUUGUGGGUGGUAGAAGCUUGAGAUUCAGUGAGAGCUGACGCUCAAACAAUUGCCAAUCUCCGCCCUCCUCCUAGCUCCAAUCUCCUUUCAAAUCAGAGGCCUCACCACCUUCCUCAACUAAAAUGGAUAAGGGAGGACAUGGCCUGAGGGAGCCUGGGCACCAGUAUGGUCCCAUGGGAAGCGCCUCUCAGUCCCUUUCUGCUGUAAGGGAAGAACCAAACUCACGCCUACCUUGCCCUCACCUCAGGUGUUCCAGGGUGGUGAGACGAUCUCCACCCCCCAGCUUGCCUUCCCAGAGGCUCAGACUGACACCCCAGCGUUAUGGAGACAUCUUCUGGGAGAACCUUAGUCAAAGGCCCAGCCCCACCUGGAUAGAAGAACAGUACAUCCCACCCCUGCUGCCUGGCAUGUACCCCCCUGAGGGGCUCCCAUCCCCUGAGAUGCUUUGCAGAAGAAAGAGAAGGAGGCCACAUUUGGCAGGAAUGCAGCAGGGACCUGGGGGCAUCCCAGCCCGGGUAAGGGCUGUCACUUACCACCUAGAGGAUCUAAGGAGGCGACAAAGAAUCAUCAAUGAACUAAAGAAGGCCCAGUGGGGCAGCUCUGGGGUUGCAUCCGAGCCCCUGGUGCCUGAUGAGGCGGGCUGUGGAUUACCCAGCACCACAGAACACCCUGAUCGGGAAGAGGAGAGGGCAUCCUAUCCACGGGAAGAGGACCCCUUUCUCCCUCCCGGCAGGGACCAGCUGCUUUGGUCUCCCUGGAGUCCCCUGGGCCAGGAAGGAUCUUGUCUCUCCAGGCCGCUGAGUUCUCUGCCCCACUGCAGCUCUGUCACAGCCAGUAGGAACCCCCUUUCCAAUCUGUGGGGGAUGAAAUUGCAGUCUGAGGAGUAAGGAGAAAUCAUCCCUGUCCAACAUGCUAGUGCUGCCUCAGGGGUCCAAGCCUCCUUCUUGUGGCUGGAAUCGCCCCCAUUUCUGGCAUCAAGGCGUUUCCUUUUCCUUAGCCUCCCCCAACUUCCUCUCCCAUCGUCUGAACUAACAGCCCCUUUGGCCUCCCAGCUCAGUCUACACCUCACAGGAACUCGCCGAGGCCUGUUGCCACGCAGGCCCCGCUCCCCAGCACUGAGUUCUUGUCUCUGUUCUGUCAUUAAAAAGCAAACAAGUUGAGCCCAGAGUUGUCCUUCUCUCCGGAAGCAGUGAUGGAGGGGCUCCUGGGGAGGACCCGGCUACAGCGAAGUCGGGUUGGGUCCACAAAACUCACGGAGUCACGCCCCCGGCGAGAAAAGUCCUGACCCCCAGGCCAGCGUUGCUCGCCCAGCACUGGACAGCCACCCGCACCCCUUUCCCAGCCCGGGGAUCACGCCAGUCGGCCGAGCUUCCGCCUCGGGAGCCGGGAAUCCUGCCCCUCUGCACUGCUGCCCCUCGGGGACUUCCCGGCCGUCGGUCGCCUAGGCCAGCGCCCCACCCGGAGCCCCACGUGUGCUGCCCCCAGGUUCCCUUUCCGACCCCCUUCCC